AGGAAAAGGACGAAACUAAAUUUUAUUUUAUUCUAUUUUUUCGGCUCGACUUGCUGGCUGUAUAUAUUUCUCCCAAAGGAUACCCCCGGAACAAACUUGGGUUCAUUACAAACAAACAACACACGACUCUUGUCAAACAACACCAAUAAGAUGCCUACAUUCACGGUAUUCAAGGGCUCCAAGGGCGGCAAGAUUGUCAAGGCGCAAACGACCAAGCCCGAUGUCCAAGACGACCAAGUCCUCAUCAAGGUGACGGCAUCAGGUCUCUGCGGCACCGACGAGCACUACAAGGAAGUCGACAUGGCGCUGGGCCACGAAGGCGUGGGCGUAGUCGAGCAGCUGGGCCCCAACGUCAAGCAGCUGAAGAAGGGCGACCGCGUGGGCUGGGGCUACGAGCACAACUCGUGCGGGCGCUGUGAAAAGUGCCUGACUGGACGCGAGACGUACUGUGCUGAGCGCGAAAUGUACGGCUACGCAAACCUGGACCAGGGCAGCUUUGCCUCGCACGCCGUCUGGCGCGAGGCCUUCCUCUUCAAGCUGCCCGACGAGCUGACCGACGCCGAGGCCGCGCCGCUCAUGUGCGGCGGCGCAACCGUCUUCAACGCACUGCACGCAUACAACGUGCGCCCGACGCAGCGCGUAGGCGUCAUGGGCGUCGGCGGCCUGGGCCACCUGGCCAUCCAGUACGCGGCGAAAAUGGGCUGCGACGUGGCCGUCUUCUCGGGGUCCGACUCGAAAAAAGCAGAAGCGCUCAAACUCGGAGCCAAGGAAUUCGUCGCCAUCAAGGGCAAAGACCACAUCGACGUGUCGCGCAAAAUCGACGUGCUCCUCGUCACCACGUCGGUGUCGCCAGACUGGAAACUCAUGAUGCCCGUGCUCAACCCCAACGCCAUCAUCUUCCCGCUGACCGUGGCCGGCGGCGACUUUGUCUUCCCGCACAUGGGCCUGCUGGGCAACGGCAUCACCAUCCAGGGCAGCGUCGUGGCCGCCCGCCAGGUGCAUCGCGACAUGCUUGCCUUUUCCGCCCUGCACGGCAUCAAGCCCAUCAACAUGGAGUUUCCGCUGACGGAGCAGGGCAUCGAGGAUGCCAUGGCCACGCUGCGUGAUGGUAACAUGCGGUAUAGGGGUGUGUUGAAGCCUCAGGAGUAAGAAAUAAUAAUAAUCAUCAUCCGACAAACGUGGUCAGCAAAAUGGGGCAUGACAUACGAUUAUUCAUUUUUCUAUGUUUUAUAGACAUGGGGGGAGUGGGGUUGGUUAGGGGAAGGAUAGAGACGCACGAAUUGACGAAUUUCAUUUGUAGAUAAUCAAGCCGCUAUGCA
This is a messenger RNA of Exserohilum turcica Et28A, 1319 nucleotides long. RefSeq lists its product as uncharacterized. The transcript has a single exon. Gene Ontology annotation, molecular function: oxidoreductase activity, acting on the CH-OH group of donors, NAD or NADP as acceptor; zinc ion binding. Bases 151 to 1149 code for a protein of 332 amino acids. The record is from RefSeq and is a predicted model, not a curated record. Lineage: Eukaryota; Fungi; Ascomycota; Dothideomycetes; Pleosporales; Pleosporaceae.